UUGAUUGGAAAAGAUGUUGGUUAUUAUCAGGACUAUGUUAAUGAGUGGUUUGGAGCACAUGUGAAGCAUUAAUUUAAAUUGAUUCACUUUCCAAAAGUGAUCACACAUAAUAUGAUAGUCAAUGCAUGAAUAGCUAUAAAAUUUCUUUAAUUAUUGUCUUGGGGGAGUUCUUUUCAGAAAACCCUUGUUAAUAUUGGCAUAAGAAGUUUUGGCAUCUGAUUAAAAAUGGCCUUCAUCGCGAAAAAUUAGAGAAUAGACAGAUUGAAUUCGAUAUAUCACAUAAGUGAGUAGAUUUGUUCACUAGUUCAGAUCGAUCACAACCGUUGCUCAUAUAUCAAAAGUUGAUGCUAUUCUUGUCAGUACAAAAAGGACCCUCUUUAUGUCCAACUUUAAUGCUUAGUUCCAUGUUUUCUGGUUGAGACCAAUAUUGACGACUUCAAAUUAAGGUCGUCCUCAUUAUGGUCAUUUCUCUGGUAGAAGUCUGACAAUUCAUGUGUGGAGUUGGAUCUGACGAUGGAAUUGGGAGAGGCAUAGAUGAUGGCGGCAAGUGUGUAGGAGUCCAUAAGACGCAACAGAUGCCUAGUGUGGCGAAAAAUGACGGUGGGAAGUGGUGCGAUGUGCUAGAUAUAUGAGUACUAUGCAUUUUUUUUAUGAAUUCAGGCGCUCAAGUGCAGAGAUCUGACUACCUGAAAAUUUAUACAACAACCUAACUUACAUUAGUUUUCACAUAACUGAUAAAAAUAUGAAUGGGUGACCUCCAGCACUUAAAAAUGGAAAUAGAUCGGCGCUCCAAUUUGACUACCGAAGCAGUGCAGUGUGAGUUUGAUGGGAGUGUUGUACCGAGAGUGAACAUGAAUCUUUUUGCACAAUAUUUUUUCUCCCUCCUGGCUUGCUACGAUUCCAUCGUUGUGAUUGAGGGCUUUAGCUUUUGUUCCCCGCGGCUGGUUGGGAUCACCCCACGCACACCACAUACAGUGCAUCCGAAGUUGUUGGACGUCAAUAUUCCAACCUUUCCUCGUCCAACCCCAUGACUCAUUCCUCGUCAUCUACACCACGUCCACAUAAAAGAACUUGUUUCUGUGGUCUCUCUCUCUCUCUCUCUCCAUACACACCUCCCUCCUUACUCAUCUUCCUCAAGUGUUUUUUUCCCAGUAACCUCCCAUUCGAUAAACCAUGCUGCUCACUGCACUCUUGCUGUCCCUUAUCUUCAUCGCUACCCUUGGAAACAUACUCUUCCACGUGCCCCUGAAGAAGCUCCCUGUGCUACUCAAGUCUCUCUUCGCUGUGGUGACGGCCCGAGAGCAGGAGCGGCUGCAGAAGAGGAAGGAGCAGCCGACUAUGAGUGCCAAGAGGAGGGAGGAGCUGAAGAGUGUGUUCGCGAUGUUCGAUAGGAACCACGAUGGGCUCAUCGCGAGAGAGGAGCUGGGGGAGUCUUUGAGAGGCCUUGGGAUCUCCGUGUCAGAUGCGGACUUGGAGGAGGCAGUGAUCGGUUCUGACACUGAUGGCGAUGGCCGUCUCGACCUUGAUGAGUUCUGCAGCCUCCUGGAGUCCUUAUCCACGGCCAAUGCGAAUGAGAGGGAGGCCAGGAGGGUGGACGGUGAUUUCUGUGAAGGUGACGGUUGGGAGGUGGAGCUGAAGGAGGCAUUCGACGUGUUUGACAGGGACCGGGAUGGGGUUAUAACAGUGGAGGAGUUAGGGCUGGUCUUGUCAUCGUUGGGAAUGAGCCAAGGGAAGAGGAGGGAGGAGUGCCAGGAGAUGAUAAGGAAGGUGGACGCGGAUGGAGAUGGGAUGGUCAAUUUUGACGAGUUCAAGAGGAUGAUGAAGGGGGGUCAAACGCUUCUCGUCUCUGCUUAUUGAGGCGUUGCUGGCUGUCUUCUAUUUCUCUAUUAUAGUCGCAAGUGUCAUGCGAAAGAUUUUGUACAGGCAACGGAUAUAAGUUAUAUCAUAUAACCAGGAAGAUCAAUCACUUGCGCUUUUAAUGGAGUCCCUGCCAGGAUCAUAUGUCCAAAAGGGCCCCAACAAGAUGGUAAGAUUUAGAUUCAUAUUAGGACGACGAUGAUACUACUUCUCCGAAAACUCGGUUAAGUUACCAGCCGUGGAGUUCACCGUUCACCUAUUGAGUAGAGAUUUCAGGAAAAAUUUUCACAUGCAUUUACCACGUCGAGUAGAGUUCCCCAGGUGUUUCUCUCUAGGGAUCCGAAUGCCAAGGUGCAGACCGGAAAUCCGGAGUGGAGGUAGUUGAUUCAUAGAUCUUUACUUUAAGAGUCUCUUGUUUGUCAGGAAAAAAGGUAGAAAAUUCUUAAUCAUAUUGUAUUGGUGCCAAUUUAGUUAUAAACCUUAUAAUGGUGUGAAUUCACUCUUAAAUAUUUUGACUCAAUGUCAAUUUGGUCUUUCCAACUAAAUUUGGCCGAAUAUUACUUAUAUGGACGCCGAUUGGCCUAUGGGGCAUGUAAAUUGUCCAAAAAGUCUUGAACUUUUCAAUUUCGCUAAUUGAAUUCUAAACCUUUAUACUUUUUGCUAAUUGAGUUAAUUCGGUCAAUUUUGGGAGGAAUUCACUAACAUGGGCACCGACUGUCUUACGCAACACGAUUGGUGCUAAGGUGGACAAAAUUUAUUAUCUUUGUAUUUUUUUACUUUUAAUUUCUUUUUUUCUUUCUUUUUUUUUUCCUCUUCGCCGGUUGCCAGCCUUUGGGGAUCGGCUAGAGGCUACAAUUAGCUAGGGUGACCCUCGCCAACCUCAGGCAAGGGUUGGCCUCAUUGGCGAUCUCGCCAACCUCAGGCGAGGCUCUUCUCGCCAAAUUCGGCGAGUUCGAGCCUAACCAAAGGCCACUAAGGGUCAGCCUCAAGUGAUGUUGCCCUUGUCGAGAUUUGGUGAGGGAUGACUUCGCAGGCCAUGAGUGAGGCUCGCUAUUGAUGAGGUUGCUAGAGGCUAGCAAGGGUCACCCUCACCGAAGGCCAAUGAAGGUGAGCCCUCGCCCUCACUUGAAGCAGGUGAGGGGCGACCUUGCCGAUUGCCGAGGUCACCCCCUGCUAGUCGCCUAGUUGUAGCCUCUAGCCUUUUGCCGAAGGCUAAGCGACCAAUAGAGGAAAAAGAGUGCCCAAAAAAAAAGAGGAAAAGUAAUAAAGAAAUAUUUUAAAAAAUAAUUAAAUUUUUGAAAAAAUAUAUAAAAAAUAAUAAAUUUUGUCCACAUCGGCAUCGGCGUCCAUGUCAGUGAAUUUCAAUCAAAAUUGGUUCGAUGAACUGAAUUAGUAAAAAGUAAAAAGAUUUAGGACUUAAAUGGCAAGUGUAAUAGAUUUAUGCCUUUUUGGAUAAUUUUUGCUUUAAUUUGUUUAGACAAUUUUUAAUAAUAUUUAAUAUUUUGAUUUUUUAUUAAACUUUUUUUCUUUUUCUUCUUCCUUUUGCCGGUGAUUGCCAUAAAUGAUAGCCAGCCACUAGCCAUGGCCAAACGGGCUUGCCUCGCCUAGGUGAGGAUUGAUGUUGCCCACCAUAGGUGAGGCUCAGUUGGGCAAGUACGAGCCCCGAUGAGGGCUCCCCUAGCUAGAUAUAGUGAGGCCAGCCCUUGCCGAGGCCUGGCAAGCAUCGCUUAAAAAAUGAGUGACUGUGAGUCUCUACGGCUUGGUUAUGGGGAGCCUACUUUGGCUUGGGUUCAUGUUGGUGGCAGAUAGGUCCUACUCCACCACAAGCUUCACAUCCCAAGCACGCAUCUCCACUUUGUCCAUGAAGUUCUCAGCGAAAACCUUUCAAAGUCUCUUGCUUGUUCUUUUGUACAACGGCCACCUGGAUUGGAACUCAAACUUCUGAGCCUGGAAUGUCAGCCCUCGCGCUUGCGGCGAUCUCUUUUUCGUAACAACCCAUCUGACAGUGGUUGGCCCAAAAGUGGCGGUGACAAUUGUCUCCUCAUCACCAUGAUCAAAGACGGAAGAAGCGAGACUGAGCUUUCCAGUCGGCCAUGGCCUAGGCGAGGGCUGGCCUAGCCCGAUAUGGCUCCUUUAACUAGGUGUACUAAUGGCCUCAAUGCUGACAUUGAAGGUGAAAGCUGAUGGUCUGUUCUAAUGUUUGGUGGAUGAAGUUGGGCAUAAUUUCCGAGCAAUGGCUGUUUUAGUUUAACAAUGUAGGCCUGAUGACAAACUUCAUAUCUUGAUGUAGAAUUAUAUUCAAAUUAAGAGGGAUUUCACA
This is a messenger RNA of Eucalyptus grandis, 4177 nucleotides long. RefSeq names its product calmodulin-like protein 3. The record is from RefSeq and is a predicted model, not a curated record. Gene Ontology annotation, molecular function: calcium ion binding. NCBI's taxonomy places the organism in Eukaryota, Viridiplantae, Streptophyta, Magnoliopsida, Myrtales, Myrtaceae. The coding region runs from base 1174 to 1857 and encodes 227 amino acids. The transcript has 3 exons.